GUAACAGUCACAAUUGAUUCCAUCAAAAGCCCUCGUAGUAGUAGGUUCGGAAUUCUUUCUAGGUCACUUUUUUACCUACCGCCGGUCGGAGCCCUUGAUAUAACUCGCCGGAAAAAUGUCGUUAUCGACGGCGAAGCCAGUGGCUACCUUCCAGAUCUUUCCAUCGACUGGAGCGAAUAAGGCGCCUUUUAAAGUGUCGAGACUCUCAAUGAUGCAGAGACGAGUUCUUCCUCCUCCGCAGACUCACUUCGCCGCUCCAGAUUCUAUUCCAGUGAAAGGAAAAGAGAAGCCAUUGUUGCUGGAAAACUUAAACACUAGCGCCACUAGACGAGAACUCUUCCAUCUAACUGCUACUUCCCUUGGCCUUAUGUCCCUCGUCUCCCCUGCAUUUGCUGCUGAAGUCCAAACCAAAAAUGCCUCCAUACUCGAGAAGAUCAUAGAGAAAUUUAAUGAACUGACCAGUUCAUCGAACCCAAAAGAUGAAGCCAAAGACACAAAGCCAAAGGUGAACAAUGGGGAAGAGAAGAAGAAGAAGAGCAAUGGUGGCCAAGAGAAGCUGCCGAGCACCAUCAACGGUAAGACCGUGGAAACCAGUGCUGUUCCAUGAUGGAAGGAGGGGGCACUGCUCAACAAUCCAGGUUAGUCCAUGAUUGCCCAACUUGAUAAAAACUUAGUCACCUCUCUUACCUUGAUUGAGGAAAUAACUGAAUCAGCCUAUUUGUGUGGCCUGGGCAUACAAUUUGUGUUUGGUAGAGUUAUUAUUAUUAUUAUUGUUAUUAUUGUUGUUGUUAUUGUUGUUGUUGUUGUUGUUGUUGUUGUGUUGAGAUAUUUUAGAUGUUCAAUUUUAGAUUUAGUAGUUUUAGAUUUAGAUUGGGUAUUAUUCGUAAUUAUUUAGAUUUGAGUCUAUCGAAUCUUUUUGUUUUAUGUAGGCCAUUAUUUUGAUGAUCAAAAUAUGUCAUUUUCCAGUUUUCUUAAAAUAUUUUGUAUCAUAGCCUAUUUUUCUUCUGAAAUAGAUACAAUAUACCAAUCCGCACUAGUACAUUUAACCUGAAAUAUACCCGGAGGUCUCCAGUUUAGAGUCUUGGUUUUCGUCUGCAUUUAAAUUUGAAUCAUGUUUGCGCAUCUAUCUACAAUCUGUGUGUCAUAUUUCUCUAGAGAUAUGUCUCUAACUGCAUUAAGAGUCUUGUCGUUUCUAACUUUGUUUAGAGUGCCGUUGUUUUUUACUUUGUGGAGAGUACUCACGUCGUUUCCUGCCUUUGGUGAGAGUUUU
This is a messenger RNA of Andrographis paniculata, 1270 nucleotides long. RefSeq lists its product as uncharacterized. NCBI's taxonomy places the organism in Eukaryota, Viridiplantae, Streptophyta, Magnoliopsida, Lamiales, Acanthaceae. The coding region runs from base 116 to 607 and encodes 163 amino acids. The record is from RefSeq and is a predicted model, not a curated record. The transcript has 2 exons.